UUGUUGUCGUGGAUUUUAAUAUUUCUCAAAAUAGUGCCAUUUAUUGGACUUAAAGAAAAUAUUAUUCAUUAAUAUUAAACUCGAAAAUGUUAAAACUUUUGCCGCCGGAUACGAGCAAAUUUCAUAAUUUCAAAUGUGGAGAAAUAUUUUGUCUCAGCUCCAAUAGCUACAAUGUGGCGUGCUGUUUAUGCGGAGCGAACGUAGCGUUUGAUCAAUUUCCACAACAUUUUCAAGAAGAACACUUAACGCCCAAACCCGAAAAAGUGGAAAAACCAACCUUAGAUACAAGUACAAGUGAUAGCAUUAAAAUUGAUGUAGAUCCCAUCAAAAGCGAAGAAGAAUAUCUUAGUGACCACGGUGAAGGUUCAGUCGGUUAUGAAGCUCCAGAUUCGGAACCUGAAGAAGUAGUUGAUGAAAAGCCUUUCGACUUUGUCGACUUACAAAAUCUAGGAGUAAACAUAGUUGAACCGGAAAACAAACGCAAAAAGAAAAAAAUUGAAGAUGUUGACGACAUCAGUGACACUAAGUCGUUGGAGGAUAAGAGUGAUGUCGAAGAUGAAGAUUGGCGACCUCAAGAUUCGUCGGGCGACGAGAAGCCAAAACCGCAAGAUGACAUUGAUUCACUUCCUUAUCCAUGUCCAGACUGUAUGCGUUCGUAUAAAACCAAACGCAGCAUGCUAACGCAUCAUCGACAAACACAUAAUCCAAAAACAAAAAAAUCGAAAGAGCCAAAGUUGAAUUUCAAAUGCGAUGAAUGUGGCGAAUGCUUUAAAGCUGAAAGAAAUCUACGUGCCCACAAGUGGAAGCAUACUGGCAUAAUAUGUGAUAUUUGUGGAAAAAAAUUUUCUCAAACUGGUAACCUGCAACGACAUAAAAUACGUCACACCGGCAUAAAGGCACACAAAUGUCAGGAGUGCGGCAAUGACUUCUUCACUGAUAAAGAGCUGAAGGCACACAUGUUGCGACAUACCGGCGAGAGGCCGGUUGUUUGUGAGAUAUGCGGAAAACGGUGUCGUGAUCAUGGCGUAUACAAAGCGCAUAUGCGGCGGCACACAGGCGAACGACCAGCAAAAUGCGAAGUUUGCGGUAAAGCUUUUUACAGUUUCCACGAUUUAAAUGUGCACGCGGUGACACACAGUACCGAACGACCAUUUGCAUGUGACAUGUGCGGCUCAACGUUCCAGCGAAAGAAAUCGCUACGCGUACACAAAAAAUUACAUUCUAAAGAUCGGAAGCAUGAAUGCAAAGUUUGUGGUAAAACAUUCGCGCAAUCCGGUGGAUUGAAUGCGCAUAUGCGAACCCACGAUGCCGCAUUAAGUAGGAGCAUUGUAGGCAAUACCUCCGCCAGUAUUAGCGCUAUACCUGGUCCCAUUGUUGCAGAUGGUGUUGGUGUUGGUGUGAAUGUUGGCGUUGGUGGCACUAAUGUCAAUAUGGGCCUUGCUAGCGGUGUUGGUGUGGCACUUGGUACGGUAGUCGAUCCAGUUAACUCAAUAGGGGAGGCACUGUUGGGUGUGACUGGUGUGCUGAGUGGGACCGGCUCAACAAUAGAUACUGUCAACAAUUAGAUUUAUGGAAAAUUUACUACAAUAAUACUGGUACACACAAAUAUGUUUGUGUAUGUUUUGGGUAUAAUUUUAAAAUUUACAUUUUUAUGCUAGUGUAAGACUAUCCCUCUUUAAGAAAUGCGUGUGCAAUUAACUGUAACACGCGUCCGUUUAAAAUAAAUCAAGUAUUCUGACAUACAUA
Bactrocera tryoni is the source of this 1746-nucleotide messenger RNA. RefSeq names its product zinc finger and SCAN domain-containing protein 2-like. The transcript is spliced from 2 exons. Gene Ontology annotation, molecular function: DNA-binding transcription factor activity; RNA polymerase II cis-regulatory region sequence-specific DNA binding. Bases 87 to 1565 code for a protein of 492 amino acids. NCBI's taxonomy places the organism in Eukaryota, Metazoa, Arthropoda, Insecta, Diptera, Tephritidae. The record is from RefSeq and is a predicted model, not a curated record. Gene Ontology annotation, biological process: regulation of transcription by RNA polymerase II.